Actinia tenebrosa (Australian red waratah sea anemone) is the source of this 2060-nucleotide messenger RNA. RefSeq names its product ATP-dependent RNA helicase DHX58. Gene Ontology annotation, molecular function: ATP binding; DNA binding; hydrolase activity. The record is from RefSeq and is a predicted model, not a curated record. Gene Ontology annotation, cellular component: cytoplasm. NCBI's taxonomy places the organism in Eukaryota, Metazoa, Cnidaria, Anthozoa, Actiniaria, Actiniidae.
CCAAAUUUCAUGGAAAAAAACUUCAUGUUUACUUCAAAAAAUUAACCCAAAUAUCGUCCUAUAGAAGCUCUCUUAUUCAAUUUUCGUCCGACAUUAGAAUAAUCUAUAGUUUUACGCAAUGAUAUGGGAUUUCGGUGCCGUCGAAAGAGAAAGUGAAAGUACUUGGUUUCGGGGAAAUUACCUAAAAAUACAACGACGAGUUUGGGAAAACCCCGAAAGUCAAGUUGUGGUAUAAAAACCUGAUAUUUUGAAAGCAGUAGUUACUGCAAAAGAAAGCAAAAGAAGAAGUCACAGCUUUCAUAGGCGUCCAAAUCUCUAAAGAUCGAAUUCACGAUGAACUCGAAGCAAAGACAACUGUUAAAAGAGCGACAUCAGCAUUUCAAGGACGAAGUUAAUCCUGCAGACCUCCUCCCGCACUUGACAUGCCUAAUACAAGAGGAUGUAGAAAUAAUCGAGAGCACGUUGAACAACUACGGUCCUAUACGAGCUCUUGGAGAACUUUUGGACAAAUUGAAACGCAGGAAAAAUGGAUUUGAGCAAUUUGUCGUUGCACUGCGAAAAAAUGAUCUCCAUCAUGUGGCUUUGCUACUUGACCCCUUGGCAAAAAUCAAAGAAGAGUAUGACGCUACUGAAAACGACACCAGCAAGUUCCAGGUGCUUGGUACAGCUGUUGAUGUGAAGAUCAUUGCGCGUAUUUAUGACACCAGCCUGGGCGAUGAACGGAGAACUGAGUACGAGAAAACCGUGGUGAACGAAUUUAAGACAUCCCACAGUGAAAACUCCAAGAAAAUAAGAAAAGUUUUCCGAGAGGAGAUGCCACCAGGAGUAGAGUUUGUCAAGACGAAAGAAAUGGGACACGCUUUGAAUCUGUUUUCAGAUAAGAAUCAAAAGCAGAAGGCAGAUGCAAGCAACAAAGCUGGUGAAGACAAACAAGUUAACGAUGAAAAAGAAAGUGAAAAGCUUGAAAACGAUGCUGCUGAGGUCGAGCAAGAAAUAACCGAAGAUAAAAAAGAACUUGGCGAGGACGAAGAGGGCGAAAAGGAUGCGAGUGAGGCAGAGGAAACGAAAAAGGAAGAGAAAAGUACUGAAGAUGGUGACAAACAAACUGACACCGACGACGAAACAUCGUGUGAAUCAAGCUCUCCCGGAAGCUGCGAAGAAAACUCAGACACUGAAACAAACUUUGGAGGAGACUCUAUUUCUGCCAUCUUUCGCUUGACGAACGUCGAUCACGCAAAGAAAUUCUGGGACAUGUUUAAAAGCAAUAAACUGGAGAAAACACUGCACAAGAACUUAGUAUUGAACACUUUAAUUGAGAAGAACAUUGUUGAAGAACAAAACAGCGACUCCUUGAAACUCAAACUGUCGUUCCUGGAGGAUGAUUACCAAGAGAUCAUCGAUUUUCUUGAAAACGUCGAAUCUGAGCAAAGUUUGGAAACAACGGGAAAUAGUUUGCUAUCAAGCAGAACAGCUGAUAAUGUUCACCACUCAGAACUUGACGAAGAAGUUGUUAUUAGAAUCCCUCAAGUUUGCUUGGAGAGCCAAAGAGAGAACCUCUACAAGAGAGACCUCAAGCUUCGUAACUACCAAAUAGAGUUAGCAGGCCCAGCCCUCGAGGGCAAGAACUGCAUUAUCUGUGCACCCACGAACAGUGGCAAGACAUUCGUUGCUAUGGAGAUAACGAAACGGCAUCUUCAAAAAUAUAAAAAUAGCAAAGUGCAGCCAGGUAAUGAUUUUAUACACGUGACACAUUACGUUGAGCUUUAGCCUGUCCUGUUUAGCGGCCUGCGAGACAAAACAGAUGAAGAGCAGCAGCAGUAAGGCGGACUCGCGAAGCGCCGGCAUUGCCAAAAAUCACAAAUCGAAAAACACCAGGGGGGGGUGGGGUUUUUGGAGCAGUGACGAGGCCCUACAGGGGGUCUUGCGCGAUCGGGUGGCAGCGCGAAAAGUCCCUUACUGCUGCUCUGUUGGGUACCGCAAACGGAGGAUAAAAUAUUCCUUAGAUAUAGAUGGACGCCAUCAAAAGCAUUCGUAACAAAACUGUGCGCAAGCUAAGAACU